Messenger RNA from Eublepharis macularius, 2656 nucleotides. It is a transcript of the gene UVSSA, whose product is annotated as UV stimulated scaffold protein A. Gene Ontology annotation, biological process: response to UV; transcription-coupled nucleotide-excision repair. Gene Ontology annotation, cellular component: chromosome. The transcript has 13 exons. The coding region runs from base 24 to 2045 and encodes 673 amino acids. NCBI's taxonomy places the organism in Eukaryota, Metazoa, Chordata, Lepidosauria, Squamata, Eublepharidae. The record is from RefSeq and is a predicted model, not a curated record. Gene Ontology annotation, molecular function: RNA polymerase II complex binding.
UCCUCCCCGCUCCGCGUCCGGCCAUGGCGGCGGAGGCCGAGUCCGAGUCCGCGGCGUCGCGGCGGCUGGCGGGGCUGGUGGAGGCGCUGACGACGGCGGGGGGCGCGCAGCUGGACCCGCGCGGGAUGCGCGAGCUGAAGCGCCUGUGCCGGGCCGAGCCGGCGCAGGUGGGGCGCGCGCACCGGCUGCUGAUGGCGCAGCUGGCGGCGGGGCACGCCGAGGUGCGGCUGGCCGCCUUCCGCGCGCUGGAGCAGCUCUUCGCCCGCUCGCACGCCUUCCGCGCCCUGGUGGCCGCCGAGCUGCCCGAGCUGCUGGCCCUGGCGGCCGGGAGCGAGCCCCGCCGGCCCCUGCCGCCGCCCGCCGCCGCCGCCCGCCAGCUCCGCGCCGCCGCCCGCCGCGCCCUGCCCGACUGGAGCCUCCUCUACGGCCCGGCGCUGCCGCAGCUGGCCCACGCCUGCCGCUUCCUGGCCCUGCGCAAGAAGGUGGACUUCGCCGACGCCAGCGCCAGGACGCCGGCCGAGCGCGGCAGGGAGCAGGAGCGGCGCGAGCGGCUGGACGGCCUCCGCCAAGAGGGCGCCCGCCGGGCCGAGCGGGAGAUGGAGGGCGCGGCCGGCGAGAUGCAGGCGGUGCUGACGGAGCUGGAGAGCUGCUUUCGCCUCCUGGUGCCCCACCCGCUUGACCCGGCGGCCGAGGAGCAGCCCUGCUGCAGCGCCCACCUUCCCGCCUCGCAGGGCCCGCCGCCGCCGCCGCCGCCGGAGGAGGAGGACGGCGCGGCUUUCCUUCAGAGCUGCGGCCUCGGCUCCCGCCACUACGCGCUCUGCCUCGACAUCCCCACAGAUGUGAAACUGCAGGAGAAUGAAGACAAUACGGCCAUAAUAAACAGUCUUAUGGAUGCUCAAAAACUCAUCAGAAACAAAUUCCUGCCAUCUGUACAAUCUUGGAUUCAGUUGUUCACAAGAGCUGGAAUAAGUGACAAUCGUCUAAGGAAGGCCAUUGAUCUUAAAAAUAAACUAGAGGCUGCGCUGGAGAAACAGAAGGAAAUGAAUAUUGACUAUAAAGAGAAGAGGAGAAAAGUGAUGAAAGCUUCUGACGAUAGCAGCGAUAACGAGGAGUUUGUAGAAGUACCUGCCAAGGAAGGCUACGAGCCCCACAUUCCAGACCACCUUCGGAAGGAGUACGGCCUUGAGCCUGUCUCGCCUCCGAACGCCUUAGGAAUAAAGACAGCAGAAGAGGGAGAACCUCAGCAAAAUGAAGAAGAACUUGAUCCAACCUGUGCCGCUGCAACAUGGAAAAUUGUCCAAGAUAAACUACCCAGAGUGCAACCAACAGAUACCAGGAAUUCUGAAUUUGUAACUUCAGGGGAGCAGAACAAUAAGCGUGAAGAAGAGAAAUCCAAGGCUCCAUUUGUACCUUUUGGUUUAGAUCUUGCUUACUGGGGAGAAGAACAACCUGUUGCUGGAAAGAUUUUUAAAGUUGCUUCUCAGCAUCGCUUUUGGACACCGAACGAGAUGGAAGAAGAAGUGGAAAAUAAGGAUAUUGCAGGGAUGCUGAAAAGCAGGUGCAUAACGUUUGCUGGCAAGUUUGAACCAGUGCAACAUAAAUGCCGGGCCCCCAUGCCAAAUGGGGGUCUUUGUGAAAGGCAGGACAGAGUUAAGUGUCCUUUCCAUGGAAAAAUAAUCCCACGGGAUGAACUUGGAAAUCCUGUUAAUCAAGAGGACAGAGACAGGGAAGCAAAGGAGCAGUUUGAAAAAAAGGAAAAGCAACCAGAGUGGCAAGAUCCAGAAUUCAUGAGAGAAGUUGAAACAGCCACAGGAUUAGAUCUUGGAUCAUCUCGAUAUAGUGGAAAAGGAGGAAAAAGCAAGGGGAAAAGAAAAAAAUACCCAAACCUCACAGACCUGAAGCAGCAAGCAGACACGGCUCAUUCCCGCCUUGGAAAGAAAGUUUUUGACAAAACCGCAAUGAAACGAGUGGCGAAAGCAAUGAAUCGAAUAGACCAAAGGAAACACGAAAAGUUUGCAAACCAGUUUAAUUAUGCACUCAAUUGAACUGCCGCGUGGGGCGAGGUCCUUGAUGGUGCUGUGACUCACUUCUUUAGAUAAUUAUUUUAAUUAAUAAAUGAUUAAUUGUAAUUUAAAUAUCAAAUAGUUGAUAAUGGGCAUACAUUUAUAGCAAAGAAUUGUAUAUGUAACAAACUGAUAGCUAUUUGGACUGUGUCUUAAACAGAAGUUUUAUGACUUGUAUAGGAAGCCCCCCCCCCCCCCCGCUUCUGUCAUUUCAUAAAAUGUGCAAAUCGAAUUGUUCAGGAUAACGUUCUUGUUGGGAAAGUGGAGCUGUGAUGCAGCAUAUCAAGUCAGGAGGGACAGGGUGUUUUUUCCUCCAUUUCUUCAGUCCCAUCCCAUUACAUUUUGUAGUUUUAUUAAGUAUCUUUGAUGUUAACGUCGUUUGUAAUCCGCUUGCUUAUUGACUGAAUAGUUUUGUUUUUACUAGAAAUCUUUGCUAUUAGAUUCCUGUGUGUUACGUGCCAUCAAAAUUUCUUAAAUGUUAUUGCUCCCAUAUUUUAUAAUUGGCUUUGACUGUGUAACUCUACUGUAAUCCAUUUUGAGUCCCAGUGGGAAAAGCAGACUAUAAAUGAAAAUAAAUAAUCCAAUAACUUGGA